UAUUGAACAUAGUCACAAGGUAUAUCUUAAUUUCUUUCUGUAGAUGAUACUGACCUUCCAAUUAAUGGGUUAUCUUGUUUAGUCUCCCCUUGAAACAAUGGAAUGAAGAAACAAAGGGUGCUAACAUGAAGAUCAUUAGCUUAUAAAUUGGAAACACGUGCCAUCUCAACUCUGGAGCACCUGAUGAGAUAACUACUGGGAUUGAACAGAUUAAGCUGGCAAGGUAUGAAUCAUUCAGUCUAAUUGAAGACGGAGCACUAGCAAAACUGAAUCGGUAACCCAAUUCUUUCUUUUGCCCCUGAUCGAUGCUAAUGCAUAAGAAUGCAAAUUUUCUCUUUCUUUCUGCAAAUUGUGGUUGAUAGAAUCGAAUUAGUUUCCAACUAUUUGUGGAUGACAUGACAUGAUAAAAAUAGCAAGAAGGGAGUGGUAGUGAUGCUAUAAUGGUGUCAAUGUCGCACACUAUGGUAACCAUCGCAAGCCUCGGGAGAUGGUUUGGUUCAGGUUGAAUUAGAACAGAUCCGGAAUGCAUUCUGACCCAGUGACCCAAUGGAUCCGUUAAAGCUUGACCAGUAUCCGAUCCGACUAUUUUCCGGAUCCCGCCAAAAGUCCAAUACGGCGGUAGUAAGUAUCUCAAGCUUUAAUCUCUAUUUGGUUUCCCAGAAAAUGGAAGAAAUAUUCUUUGCUUUAAGAAAAGAGAUACUAAUUAUUAGUAGUCUUAAUUUGUUGAGGUUUUAGAUUUUUUUGGGUUAAAAGAACUUAUACUCAUGUAUUUUAGUAAGCAAUUAAAUUGUUUGUUUUUUAUUUUAGUAAAAACAAAAAAAAGAGGGUAACCAUUUAGUCUCCGUCAACCGCGGGACAUCUUAACACGAUAAUGCUAGGGUUUCCUUUCCGCGGCUCGCAUUUAAAUAGGGUCGCUCUCCAACUUCGACCUCUCUCUUGUUUACCAUAACCCUAUUCAGAGAAGAGGCGGCUUUGCUCGGACGGAGGGGACGAUGAGUUGUGGAGGCAGCGGUGGCGCGGCGGCGGUUGUGAAGGGCGGGAAGAAGAAGGGUUCCACCUUCGUCAUCGACUGCGCGAAGCCGGUGGAGGACAAGAUCAUGGGCAUCGCCUCCCUGGAGAAGUUCCUCCAGGAGCGUAUCAAGGUGUCCGGCGACAAGGUCGGGGCCCUUGGCAAUGCCAUCACUGUCACCCGCGACAAGAGCAAGAUUACCGUCACGUCCGAUGGACCUUUCUCCAAACGGCACUUAAAGUACUUGACAAAGAAGUACCUGAAGAAACACAAUGUUCGGGACUGGCUGCGAGUUAUUGCCUCUAACAAAGAUCGUAGUGUUUAUGAGCUGCGAUACUUCAACAUCGCAGAGAAGGAAGGGGAAGAUGAAGAUCGAUGAUGAUGGUGGUGCUUUACCAACUUUAAUUUUCGAGAUUUUUACAAGGCUCCAACUGUUGUGGUUUGUUAUGUUCAACCUUGGACCAAUUUUAUCAUUUCAAUUUCAGAGGAAUUUAUUUGCUAGUCUCCA
Messenger RNA from Musa acuminata AAA Group (dessert banana), 1517 nucleotides. Its product is annotated as large ribosomal subunit protein eL22z-like. Gene Ontology annotation, cellular component: ribosome. Gene Ontology annotation, biological process: cytoplasmic translation. The transcript is spliced from 3 exons. The record is from RefSeq and is a predicted model, not a curated record. NCBI's taxonomy places the organism in Eukaryota, Viridiplantae, Streptophyta, Magnoliopsida, Zingiberales, Musaceae. Bases 993 to 1388 code for a protein of 131 amino acids. Gene Ontology annotation, molecular function: RNA binding; structural constituent of ribosome.